Messenger RNA from Fraxinus pennsylvanica, 447 nucleotides. The record is from the annotation of a GenBank genome assembly. Lineage: Eukaryota; Viridiplantae; Streptophyta; Magnoliopsida; Lamiales; Oleaceae.
AUGGCGGAUGACCUUUUUCGAGAUUUGCCACCGCCAUCUGUAUCUAAUUCCGAACAAAAUGCACAAUCUUCAAACAACAAUAAGAUCAGAUUCAGUGGCACUCAAGAAUCUGUACCAAUCUCACCUCCUCCCGCUCCUUCACUGAAGAGAGCUCUCAAACGUCCCAAGCCACCUCCUGAAUCACAGCUACAAGUGGUAUCAUUGCCUUGUGAAGCUGCUGUGCCUGAAAAGUGCUUGAGAUUUAAAACAAUGACAGAUGCCUCGGAAAAGCAAGUUAUUGACGCCGUGCAGAACAUAGCGUCACAUAUUAAGAACCCAUCAAAGUUCAAUAAGGCAUCGAAGCUUGAUAUACAGCUGGUUCAUACUGGUAGUAUCAAGCAUGCGACUGCUGAUAACUUCUUUGCCAUACUUGAAGCUGCAAUGUUGUCUUUGACUACUUGUAAUUAG